AUGGUUGAUUUAUCUAAGCGUAUUAUUCGCAUAGGUCAAUCAUCUAGCAUCGACUCCAAUGAAGAUAUCAUGGCUGAUACGACCAACACAACUACCGUAAAUUAUGAUGCUCUUGAGAAUCCAGUUGAUUUUUGGACCCGUGCAUAUCCACCGUUGUAUCAAGAAGGUUGUGAAGUGGACGAUCAUGAUCGUCCAUUCUUUGAGUACGGAAAACUCAGAGGACAAGUGGUUCCAUUCAUUUUUGAUUUUUUGGAAGAAAAAGAAUUGACAGCAACUUAUGUUUGUGUUGCUAAUGAAAUUCAACAUGGUACGGAUAUACCACGUAUUCAUAUACAGAUCAUUGUAGAAGAGGUCAAGACACUCAAUGAACCAUUUUUCGAUAUGUUUCUCGCUUUAACAUUCACGGAACAUGGUUCCUUUAAAAGUACAUUGUCGCGUGGUGGUAAAAAGAAAUGGCCAAUGGCUACGAAACAAAGAAAGAAAAUCAAUAAAUGGUUACGCAAGCACUUCCGGACCGAACGAGGUCGUCCAAAACUUCUCGUAUUAAUCGGUCCAUCAGGCACAGGAAAAACAUCAUUUGCUUUAAGUCUACCGGGUAUCGUAAAUCAUUGCGUCGGUCAUUUUAAUCCCGAAGAAUGGGACAAUCGUGCGGAUUAUAUAGUGAUUGAUGAUGUGCCAUGGGAAGAAUUCAAAGAUCACGGAUAUCCCAGAAAGAAGAACUUGCUUACUGGUCAACAUUUUACGACUGUAUGUGAACAUGAAUAUUUCGUGAAACCACCUGAAGAAUCAGACGACGAUUCAGAUGACGAUACUUCAGAUACUCUUGACGAUUUGCCACUAUUUAAGAAGGCUGAAAUUGAUUUUCUUCGACGACAACGUCAAGCAAAAAGCGUUACUGUUGACGAAUCUGAAUCAUCACCAACAAGUCAAGAUGAAGAUGUUGAAACACUUUCAACAACAAACAGUGAUGCAGAUGAUGGAACCAUCUCGAUGACGGAACAAGACGAAGAAAAAAUUCAAAAUACACGCGGAAAGUCAAUCGAAUAUCCACAUCCCUAUUUGGAUUGA
Messenger RNA from Rotaria sp. Silwood1, 1068 nucleotides. Lineage: Eukaryota; Metazoa; Rotifera; Eurotatoria; Philodinida; Philodinidae. The record is from the annotation of a GenBank genome assembly.